AUGUGCAGUAAAACUCCGAAAAAGGAGGCCCGGAUCGAUGUCCCAGGAAUUAACCCCCUGGACUUCGUGAGAAUUGCCAAUGCAGUAAAUGCAAAGUUUAUCAAGGUGUCCCAGUCACUGGAGCCUCUGGACCUCUCAGCUUUACCCUCCUUCCUACCAUCCCCCCCACUACCCACUAUACCAGUGUGGGAAGUGUAUAAUAGAUUGUCUUCCAUUGACUGUCAUAAGUCCCCUGGCCCAGACAUGAUCCCCCCCAAAAUAUUGAAGGAGUUUGCAUGUGAGAUCAGUAUUCCUCUUUGUGACAUCAUCAACUGUUCAUUUGAUGAAGGAGUUGUACCUAGACAAUGGAAAGAGGCUACUGUUGUCCCUAUACCAAAGUCAUCCCCAUGCAACAAAGAUGAAUUGAGACCGAUCUCAUUAACAGCGCAACUCUCUAAAAUAUGUGAACACUUUGCUGGGAACUGGAUUCUGAAUGACAUCAUGCCAAACUUAGACCCCAUGCAGUUUGGCAGCCGACAGAACCGUUCCACAACACACAAUCUGGUCAGUCUUAUGGAUUUUAUGUACAGGACCAGUGAUGUUUCAGACUCAGUAUGUACAGUAAUUACAACAGACUUUGCCAAGGCCUUUGAUGCUGUCGACCACACUGUGGCAGUACAGUGUCUCCUGGAUCUAGGAGUGAGACCAAGUUUGAUUCCAUGGAUCUGCAGCUUCAUGACGGAUCGGCAGCAAAAAGUGCGCUACCAGGGACAUCUGUCCGAUUGGGAAUAUCCCACAUGUGGAGUCGCUCAGGGGACUGUAUUGGGACCUAUAGUCUUCCUAGCACUGAUUAACAGCGCCCUCCAGGAUGGACCACAUCACUGGAAAUAUGUGGAUGAUAUGACUAUAGCCCAGUCGUGGAGCCCCAAGGUCCCCUGUACUCUCCAACAGACCCUGAAUGGCCUUGACACCUGGGUAAAUGAGCACAAAAUGAAGCUCAAUCCAAGUAAAUGCAAAGUUGUACAUGUCACUGGCAUGAGACAAAAAACUGCCCUACCAACACUGUCCGUAAACCAAAACAUACUGGAAGUUUGUGACACAGUCAAAGUUCUGGGGGUCACCAUUCAAGCUGACUUGAAAUGGAACAGUCAGGUGGACUAUAUGUUGACCUCAGCCAACAGAAAGCUGUUUGUCCUUUGCCGUCUGAAGAAAUUCGGAGUCAAAGACCCAGAAUUGAACCCAGAGUUCAAAAACGGGCGAGCAGAAUCAUUCUGGGCCAGCGGUAUAUAG
Xyrichtys novacula (pearly razorfish) is the source of this 1269-nucleotide messenger RNA. The record is from the annotation of a GenBank genome assembly. Lineage: Eukaryota; Metazoa; Chordata; Actinopteri; Labriformes; Labridae.